Sarcophilus harrisii (Tasmanian devil) is the source of this 1230-nucleotide messenger RNA. RefSeq lists its product as uncharacterized. Lineage: Eukaryota; Metazoa; Chordata; Mammalia; Dasyuromorphia; Dasyuridae. The record is from RefSeq and is a predicted model, not a curated record. The coding region runs from base 134 to 1207 and encodes 357 amino acids. The transcript is spliced from 7 exons.
UAUGUAACCACUUAAUGCUAUUCUCUGCUUGGGUAAUGAGGAACUUCUCGCCAGUCCCUCCCCUAAAAAGCAAGUGGGAUGGGAGGGACUAUGUGUUUCUCAUUUUUUGAGGAAGAAAUAAUUUUCUCAGCCUAUGGUGCAGAUGGGCAGACCUCCAAUGAAAGUGUUACUUGCCAAUCAGCUUGUCUGCCUCCAGCUCUCCAGAGUCCUAGGUGCCUUUGUCUGUGUCCUAGGUGCCUGGACCUCUGGAGCUCAGAGUAAUGGAAUUUCGACUUCUCUUCAUGGAGUCAAAGGAGGUUUCAUCCUGUUUCACUUGAAUAUAAGCUCAGGAGAAAAGAUCGAAGUAAUCAGAUGGACCUUUAAAAAUAAGGCCUAUCAUCAAAAUCUGCUUGAGUUUGAGCCUGAGAAUAAAUUUCUAAAAUGGAAGAAUCUCCAGAACAGAUUUGAGCAGAGAGUCAAUGUGACUAACAUGACAUUCCAUAUUAAGAAUCUCACCCUUAAGGAUCAUGGGUGCUAUAUAGCGAGAAUUGAAUAUUUUGGAGGAAAUAUCAGUGAGCAAACCUUCUUGCUUUCUGUUAAUGAGCCCAUCGUCCUUGAGACUAACGUACUCUCAAAGUCCCAGACUUCAGAUUGGUGCAACCUUACCUUAGAAUGCCAAGCCAUGAGUGACACGAAGAAAGUGAGAAUGACUUGGGAAAGUGAAGAUAUUCCUAAGAUGCUAAUGCAGAACGAGAGUUUAGGGCUGCUCUCUAACUCUAGCAGAGUAAAAGUGUUCUUUCCAUUGAACUAUCAGAAUUACUCUAUCACCUGCCUAGCCAUGAAUGAUGCAGAGCAGAAAAACAUCACAUUAAAACUGCAUGACGUCUGUGUUAAAACUUCGAUCAUGAAAACUCAUAAACGGCCCUGGUAUCUUGGAAUUUUCAUCCUGUUCAUAUUGUUUGGGAUCCUGGGGAUUGGAUGGUGGAUCUGCAAAGGAAAAGAAGAGAAGAAAGAAGUUAUGGAUUCUUCAAAGCAUCAAAGAGAUAGUGAUAAUAGUAUCGAAUAUGCAAUGCUGAAUCCAGACAGGCUUCCUGAGGACCAGAACCAGUGCCAAGAAGCUUGUGAGCAGCGGCUACAGGAGAGGGAGAACAUCACCACUAUAUACAGUCACAUCCAGAAGACACCCCACCAAUACUCAGAGAGCCCUGGAGAGAUUUACAUGAACUGAUGCUGAGUGAAAUGAGCAGACCC